Humulus lupulus (European hop) is the source of this 945-nucleotide messenger RNA. RefSeq lists its product as uncharacterized. Gene Ontology annotation, molecular function: aspartic-type endopeptidase activity. The transcript has 2 exons. The record is from RefSeq and is a predicted model, not a curated record. Gene Ontology annotation, biological process: proteolysis. Lineage: Eukaryota; Viridiplantae; Streptophyta; Magnoliopsida; Rosales; Cannabaceae. Bases 1 to 945 code for a protein of 314 amino acids.
AUGUCAGGCACUGUAACAACCUAUGCUGAAGCACUAGAAAAGGCUUUGGAAGAAGAGAUGUGUGAGGAACGUAUCUGGAAAGGAGUAGUUGCUAGAAGGGAAGCUAGGAAAACUAACCAAGGGGAUCACAAGAGGAAACCCCAGGAAGGUCAAAGCAAUGGAGUAGACAAGAAGCUCAAGGGAGAAGGAGAGGUGGAAGCUAGCAAUAAAGUUGUGAAAGGUCAAAUUUAUAUAUAUGGUGUAAAAUGCAAAGUUUUAUUUGAUUCUGGAGCUACAAAUUCAUAUGUGUCACUAGAUAUAGCUGAUAGGCUAAGAUUAAACGUUAAGAGGUUCGCAAAUAGUUUUGUCACUACACUACCGUUGGGAGAACUGAUGUUGUCAUCAAGAUGGUUUCAAGCAGUCCCUAUCAAGGUAGAAGAAAGAGAACACCCUAGAGAUUCGGUGGAGUUUAACAUGAAGGACUAUGAUGUCAUACUUGGAAUGGAUUGGCUCACAAAGUUUGGAGCUACCAUCGACUGUAGAAGGAAGAUUGUAACGUUCAGACCAGAAGAGGGCGAGCAAUUCACAUUCAUGGGAGAAAUAACUGGAGUUCGAACACCUAUCAUCUCAGCACUAAAGGCCAGAAGCAUGAUUCAGAAGGUAUUCCAAGCAUUUAUUGCAUGUAUAGUGGACAAAACAAAGGAAACACAACUAAGACAUCGAGAUGUUAGAAUAGUGUGUGAAUUCCCUGGGGUAUUUCCAGAAGAUUUACCCAAACUACCCCCAGACAGAGAGAUCGAGUUUAUAAUCAAGCUAGCACCGGGAACCGCACCAAUAUCAAAAGCACCAUACAAAAUGGCACCAACGGAGGUGAAGGAACUAAAGCUAUAUAUAGAAGAACUGUUGAACAAUGGUUUCAUUCGACCAAGUCAUUCGCAAAUGCCCCAGCUGCUUUCAUGGAUAUGA